Molecule: messenger RNA, 2189 nt
Organism: Cryptomeria japonica (Japanese cedar)
Lineage: Eukaryota; Viridiplantae; Streptophyta; Pinopsida; Cupressales; Cupressaceae
Exons: 4
Coding region: 44-2128 (694 amino acids)
Biological process (GO): defense response to fungus
Source: RefSeq, a predicted model, not a curated record
AAUAAGCUAUGAUGCUCUGGAAGAGGAUGAGAAACAGAUCUUUAUGGAUAUUGCGUGCUUUUUCAUAGGGAAGAAGGCGAGUAUGGCCAUAAGUAUAUGGAAGGCUUCAGGGUGGAGAGCCGAACAUGCACUUCAGACCCUCAAAGACAAGUGCCUUGUUGACCUGCAACCUUGUUUUGAUGGGUAUCAUGGCGACCCAGAAUUUGUUUUGAGAAUGCAUGACCACCUCCGCGACUUGGGCAGAGAUAUGGCAGACAAUGAAAUGAGCAAUUCUCGUCGGCUGUGGCGUCCUACAAAUCUUAGUGAAAUAGAAAACAUUGUGAAGGAGAAGGAAGGAAAGAAUUUCAGAUAUUUCAAUGAAAUUGGUAGCCAAAUGGCAUGUUGUAAAUCAACUGAUUUACAAUGGCUUCAAUUUCGCUUCGAUUGCGGUUAUGAGUAUAUUCCUGAAUGGAUUCCUCUACAAAAUUUGCACACUUUAAGACUUCGAGGAGUAUCAUCUGCGAGAUUGUGGCAGACGGGUGACCGGGUUCCACUCAAGUUGAAAGAGCUAGAUUGCUGGAUUGCGCGUUGUCAUAUUCCAGACUUAAACGAACUAGUGAGUUCGUUUGGAAUGUUAAAACAUCUGGAAUCGCUAUACCUAGGAUCUGAUUUUCAAAUUCAAUCCUUCGAAUGGAAUUGUCUCCUAAAAUAUGUAAGAGAACUCACCAAUCUAAAAACUUUAAAGUUGGAACUCAAUAAGGUAGAAGGGGAAUUCACUUUGAGCAACAGGGGAGGGACAACUGAUGACCAGUUUCUUAUGAGAAGCCUUGAAGCCAUAACUCUGUAUGAUGCAGAGAAAACAAGGAAGGUCUCAAUUAGUGGACAGUUGUGUCCCACCCUUAAAUCUCUUAAGCUUUAUUUUAUGGAAGAUCUAAUUGAAAUGGAUUUAACAGGGAUAACCACACUGGAAUGUCUGUUGCUGGUCAAUUGUGACAAGUUGAGAGAAGUAUCGGUCAAUAAUCUGCUGAAUCUCGAAAUGUUCCGCACAAAAUAUUGUCCGGCAAUGACAGAGUUGCCAAAUUUUGGGCGUCUCAGUUGUCUCAAGAGGAUUUAUAUUAGCCGCUGUAAGAACGUGAGGGAUAUAUCAGCUAUUGAAGGAUUGAAGGGAUUGAAGAGGAUCUGGAUUGCGUAUUGUCCAGAGCUGAAGAAUAUAAAAGCUGUUGAGCAAUUGAAGGGAUUGAAGAGAAUCUGGAUUGAUGGGUGUGAGCAGCUGGAGGGUGUAAUUUGUUUUAAAGAGUUGAAAGAGCUGAAGAGAAUUUUCAUUGGGCAGUGUGCAAGGCUGCAAAACAUAGAAGGUAUUGAGUUUUUAGUACGCCUGGAGAGCAUUAUCAUUGCUGCAUGUCCGAAGCUGCAGAAUAUAAAGGGUAUUGAAGAAUUGAAAGGACUGAAGGAGAUGAUUAUUUCAGACACUUCUACAAUAAGUUGCGUUGAAAGAUUGCAGAGAUUGCCGUUGGAGCUUACAAUUCUGGUGGGAAGACCGGCCAUGUCAGUAGAUGAAGAUGAAGAGUCAUUUUUAAACAAAGAUAAAAUUGGCAAUACAUUAUCUAUGGCGGAUGGUUUCUGUGAAGCAGAGUAUGGUUAUAUGAGGAGGGAAAAAAUAGAGGAGAUGAUCCAUUCGGUUCAUAAAAAAUCCCAAAAUUCGCUCAGUACAUUCAUCUUUUGCGCUCUGCUUGAUCGGCGUCCUUCCAUAGGGAGCGACAUUUGUAAUGGGACCAGCAUUAUGCUUGAGGGGCGACGGUUGAAUGAUAUACAUCUCUGCGGUGAUGGUAAAAAGUGGAUAUACACGUGCGUUGUUAAUGAAGAAAGGCUCUCAAAAUAUGACUCCUGGAUGCCAUCAUAUAUAACGAAGGCGUUACUUACAACGAAGGCGUUUUUAAUGAGAGUGAAGAAAGGCGAGGAAAGGAAAACCCUCCACAUAUUGCAAACCUUAUUUGCUCAACUACGCCUUGGCGAAUAUCAGGAAACAACUGUCAAACUCCGUGAUUGGAUUAAGUAUGGUGAGAUUGAGUAUGAUGAUGUGAAUGAGUAUGUUGACGAGGUUGAAGAAUAUGAUAGUGAUGAUGAUGAUCACAAUGAAGAUGUAAGUUAGUUUUAAUUGAAAAAAAAAUUGUCUUCAAAGUAAAACAUUUUUUUUUAAAUGUGAGGGAUUA